AUGCCAGCUGGGCCGGAAUUGAGCAGGCAGCGGAAGACAGAAGGAGACGCAUUGCUCUUGGUUGUCUUGGACUGCAAGGUCACAGGCAGCGGAAGAGAGGAGGAGACGCAUCAGCUCUUGGUUGUCUUGGACUGCAAGGUCACAGGCAGCGGAAGAGAGGAGGAGACGCAUCAGCUCUUGGUUGUCUUGGACUGUAAGGUCACAGGCAGUGGAAGAGAGGAGGAGACGCAUCAGCUCUUGGUUGUCUUGGACUGUAAGGUCACAGGCAGCGGAAGAGAGGAGGAGACGCAUUGCUCUUGGUUGUCUUGGACUGUAAGGUCACAGGCAGUGGAAGAGAGGAGGAGACGCAUCAGCUCUUGGUUGUCUUGGACUGUAAGGUCACAGGCAGCGGAAGAGAGGAGGAGACGCAUUGCUCUUGGUUGUCUUGGACUGUAA
Molecule: messenger RNA, 435 nt
Organism: Rangifer tarandus platyrhynchus (Svalbard reindeer)
Lineage: Eukaryota; Metazoa; Chordata; Mammalia; Artiodactyla; Cervidae
Source: the annotation of a GenBank genome assembly